Messenger RNA from Glycine soja, 1223 nucleotides. RefSeq names its product transcription factor BEE 1-like. Gene Ontology annotation, cellular component: nucleus. The record is from RefSeq and is a predicted model, not a curated record. Gene Ontology annotation, molecular function: DNA-binding transcription factor activity; protein dimerization activity. Gene Ontology annotation, biological process: regulation of DNA-templated transcription. The transcript is spliced from 6 exons. The coding region runs from base 38 to 844 and encodes 268 amino acids. Lineage: Eukaryota; Viridiplantae; Streptophyta; Magnoliopsida; Fabales; Fabaceae.
CCCUAUACUCGUGAUCAAUCUGUCAUUUUAAAAACAAAUGGCUGAAUUCACAGAAAAUUUGCAAAACAUUUCCUCAUCAUCUCCAUUCUUAGACAUUGAUCCAAGCAUGGAACUCCUAAACCAAUUCAUAGGGAUGAACCAAUUAUAUGUGCUAGACAACUCAAACUUGAUGCCUUAUUUCUCCUGUGAUACCUUCUUGGGCCCCCAAGAACCUGAGUUUCCAGGAAACUUGGAAGAAGAUUUUCCUUUUCUCUUCCAUCAUGUCAACCACAAUGCACCUCCUGUUUCCCUCCCCAUUUUCCAAGCAGAAAAUGAGAUCCAUGAAGGUAAUAAGAGGAAAUCAAUGGAUCUUCUUGAGACCAGUUUUGCUAAUUCAACUUCUGCAGUUUCUGAGACUGGAAGCAAGAUCAAACAUAGUUCUGGAAGAGGAAAGAGACUGAAAAACAAUGUUACAGAAGAAGAGGAGAAAGCAAAGGAAGUGGUUAAUGCCAGGGCUAGAAGAGGUCAAGCUACUGAUAGUCACAAUUUAGCAGAAAGGGUUAGAAGAGGGAAAAUCAAUGAGAAAUUAAGGUACUUACAAAAUAUUGUUCCAGGAUGUUACAAGACAAUGAGUAUGGCAGUAAUGUUAGAUGAAAUCAUAAACUAUGUGCAAUCCUUGCAGCAUCAAGUAGAGUUCCUUUCUUUGGAGCUUACAGCAGCAAGUACCUUUUAUGACUUCAAUUCCGAGAUAGAUGCUUUUGAAACAAUGCAGAGAUCAAGGGCAUACGAGGCAAAAGAGUUAGGCAAGUAUAAAAGAGAAGGACAUGGAGGAGUUUCUCUCCUUCAACCAACAUGGCACCUUUGACUUCAGUUUUGGAUAUGUUUUAACUCAGCAGCCAUAUUACAAGACAUGAGAUCACAUUUCAUCUUCUCUUUUACUUUCUACAAAGAUCAAUUUGAAAAUGAAAGUUAAUAAAUAAAUAGAAAAAACCUACAUUUCAUUUUUUUUUUUGUGGAAUAGUGGUUGGUUGCAGUACUUGCAGAUUUGACAAUAUAUUGCCAAACACAUACACCAAUAAUCAUAGCACAAAAUAACAACAAUCAUACGGGAAAAAUAAAUAACAAGAAAAAAUUUAUGUCAUGUAUUUCUGUCUACGACUGAAGCAUAUAUGUGCAGUAGUACUCUAGGCUAGUUAUUAAUUAAUCAAACAAUAAUUGGAAUUAAUUGCCACUUUACAUGUAAA